CAUGCGUAUCGCUACGUACAAGUGUGCUAUGGACAGUUUCAAGUCGCAUACGUAUAUGACUGAAGUCUGAGCUUUGGUUAAUACAAUGCACUGUAUUAAAAUAAAUAUUGGUUCUGUCGUAUUUAUAAUAUUAAUUACCUUUUUGAAUGUAGUGAAUCAGUCUAACUCAAGUGAUAAUGAUGGUUUAAAAAGUUCAACUUAUGAUUUAUCACAGAAGCACAGCAAUGUAGAAAAUUCAAAUUGUCCAUCAGACAUUGAAUGCUUUAAAUUAGGAGAUCCAUGUAUUAAAUGUUCCUUCAAUGAGUCAUGUGUGUAUGGAAGUUCUGUGAAUGCUACUUGCCAUGCUGUAGGAAACUGCACUGGAGAAAAAACCUUUGCGCGCAGUUUGUUGUGUCGAUACUGUUAUCAGACGGAAAACUGGGAACACGUGUGUGCGUACAAUGCCAAAUGCAAGUCCAUCUCAUCACCUCGAGCAUAUUACAGGACCAACUGUACAGUAAAAAGCGAAGUAUUGUGCUUGGGACGUAGAACAUUUCUCAAGAAUGUUCCAUGCAACUGGACUGGAGGUUACAAAUGGAGUACGGCGCUUGUUCUCAGCAUUACUUUGGGAGGAUUUGGUGCUGACAGGUUCUACCUUGGUCAUUGGCAAGAAGGAAUUGGGAAGCUCUUCAGUUUUGGUGGACUUGGUGUCUGGACCCUAAUUGAUGUUAUUUUAAUAUCACUUCAUUAUCUAGGCCCAGCAGAUGGAUCCCUGUAUAUAUAGAAAUUAUUAAGGAUCUAAAACUUUGUGUUCCAUAUCAAAUUACACAGGCAUUUGGAUAUAUUGUAGUACAUAAGCUUAUUUUUAAUUUUGCUAUAAAACAUCCAAAUGACAUUGUGAGCAAUGAAUUCAUCAGUCACAGGAGCUACUUGAAGAAACCUGAAUUAUCAUUAUAGUGGUUCAAGUAAUAUUUCUCAACUCACUGCGUGUGACAGAGAGACCAGCAGUUGUUGAGUCACCGAAGAUGCAAUUUGUAUUAGGGCCAUUGUAACCUUCAAUUAUGCAUAUAUAACAAUAAAUGAAUAACUAAACUA
Cryptotermes secundus is the source of this 1074-nucleotide messenger RNA. It is a transcript of the gene amx, whose product is annotated as TM2 domain-containing protein almondex. The record is from RefSeq and is a predicted model, not a curated record. Lineage: Eukaryota; Metazoa; Arthropoda; Insecta; Blattodea; Kalotermitidae. The transcript is spliced from 6 exons. Bases 86 to 763 code for a protein of 225 amino acids.